AUGAAAAAAGAUAUUGUACAUGAAAAGAAAAAAAAAAAAGAAAUUGAAAAAAAUGAAUUAAAUAAAACAGAAAAAAAUAUGCAAUUUAAUAAUAAUGAUAUAACAUUUAUCAAUGAAAGUUUUCCAAAUAAUAUAUUAUUUAGUAAAUUAUCCGAUGAACAAAUAAAAAUUGUUCAAGUCCCUUUAAAUUUGAAUUUAUGUAUAAUUGCCUGCCCAGGAUCAGGUAAAACUUCUACCUUAACAGCUAGAAUUAUUAGAAGUAUAAUAGAAAAGAAAAAAUCUGUUGUGUGUAUAACUUUUACUAAUUAUGCAGCUAAUGACUUAAAAGAUAAAAUAAUGAAAAAAAUAAAUUGUUUGAUAGAUUUAUGUUCAAACAAUGAUUUAUAUUGUAAAUUAUUUAAUAAAAAAAACAUAAAAAAGAAAUGUGAUACUAAUAAUAAAAUGAAUAAAAGUAAAUUUAAAGUGUUACACACUGUUUUAUUCAUAGGAACAAUACACUCUUUUUGUAGAUAUAUUCUGUUAAAAUAUAAAUGUCAUUUCAAAAUUUUAACAGAUUCUAUUAAUAGCAAUAUAAUAAAAUUAGCUUUUAAUAAUUUUUAUUCAUCUAGUCAUGUAAAAAAUAACAUAAAAACAGAAAAUGUAGAGAAAAAUAAUAAUUCAUCAGAUUUACUAAAUUUUUUUAACGGUAUGAAAAACUUUAAUAUUAAUGAGGAAAACGAAUUGGAAGAAGAAGAAGAAGAAGAAGAUGAAGAGUUUUAUAAUUAUAUAUACGACUUAAAAGAAACCAACGAAAAGGAUUAUUUUCAACAAACUAAUAUUAAAAGUAUUUUAAAAAGAAAAAAUAUAAUAUUUUUAAAAAAGAAAAUAAAAUUAAUGAAGUACGUAGAAUUAUAUAAUAUAAAAAUAGAUAUAAACGAAGUAGAAAAAAGAUUUUAUGAAGAAUAUAAAAAAAUUUUAAAGAGUGCUAAAUUUAUUUAUUACGAUUUUGAUGAUUUAUUAAUUGAAACUUAUAAGUUAAUGAAAAAUGAUGUACAUAUAAGAAAUAAGAUUUUAGAAGAAUGGAGUUAUGUAUUUUGUGAUGAGUUUCAAGAUAUUAAUACCACACAAUUUAAUAUUCUUCAAUUUUUUGCUAAUACUAAUGUUAUACCUCAUAAUAUUGAGAAUAAUAUAAAUAUUACAGAUUUCAUAGAAAAAAAUGAUUUAAAUAACCUUAAUCCUAACGGUAUAUAUGUUGAUAAACACUUUAACCAUUUAUUAAAAAAUAACAAUAGUAUAGAAGAAGAAAAAGGUAAUAAUUCAUCAUUAUUCAAAGGAAAUUCUGAUGUAACAUCAGAAAAUGAAGAGAAUGAUUAUAAGAAAAAUAAAUCAUUUAAUAAUUCUGAUCGUAGUAUAACUGUUAUAGGAGAUGAUGAUCAAUCUAUUUAUGCAUUUAGAGGUGCACAUGUUAAUAUUUUUAAUAAGUUUCUAAAAGAAUGUAAUUGCCUAUUAUUUAAAUUAGGAAAUAAUUUUAGAAGUACUAAAGAAAUAGUAAGAAUUUCUAGUAAUUUAAUUAUGCAUAAUUCAAGUUUUAGAAUUCAAAAAAAUUUACAUACUAACAAUAUUGAAGGACAGAAAGUUAACUUUCAUGUUUUUAAAAAUAAUAUAGAUCAAAUAUCAUAUAUUUUAUCAGAAAUUGUUUUUUUAAAAAAAAAAUACAAUUAUCAAUUUGGAGAUUUUGUAAUAUUAUCUCGAACAAAUAAAACAUUAAAAGAUACACUUAGAAUUAUCAAUAACUAUGAUACCAAAAAAAGAGCAUUAAAGUUCUUUAGUGAAAUAUACAAAUAUGAGAAAGAAAAUCUGAAGGAUAAUAAUUUAAGUGAAAAAAAUACUUGUGAUACAAAAGAUAGUAAUGGAAAUAUUAACGAAAAGAAUAUUAGUGAUAAAAAUAAUAUUAAUAAUGAAAAAGAUAAAUGGAAUGACAUUAAUAUGGAAACUUUUAAAAUUCCAGUAAAAGAAUUAAAUAAAAAAAAAUCUUUUUUUGGUUCUAAAGAAAUAAUAGAAUUAAUAACUAUUUUGAGAUUUUUACUAAAUGUAGACGAUGAUAUUAUAUUUAAGAAAUCAUUCAAAAUUAUAAAGAAUGAUAAGAACGUAAAACUUAUAAUAGAUAAAUUAACUAAUUGUGAUUUUAAUGAGAAAUUUAAUAAUGAAAUAAUUAAUCUCACUGAUGAUAGUAAAAUAAUAAAAGGUAAUACUUCAUUAUUCAGACGAAUUGAAAAUAUUACCCGUUUAUACAUACUUUCUAAAAAAAAUAACUUAGAUAAAAAAAAGUUACUUUUUUUAAAUAUGUUUACAGAAAAGGAAUUAAAAAAUAUUGUUGACUUUUUUUUUUGUAUAAAUUAUUUUUUGAAAUUUUGUUCAGGUGCCAAUUCUGUAUAUAAUUUAGUUAUAGAAAUAUUAAAAAAAAGUAACUUUAUAAGAAGAAUAUUAAAAAAAAUAGAAAAAAUGCAAAAUUAUAAUAACGAUACAUAUUUGAAUAAGACUGAAAUUUCUAAAAUUGUUAUUAGUGGUGAACAUAAUGAUGAAAUAACAACAACAAAUAGAAGUCAUAAAAAAGAAGAAAAUUAUGACGAAACUAAUAAAAAUAACUAUUAUGCUAGUAACAAUAAUGAUAAAAAUUGUAAAAAUAUAGAUAACACAUAUAAUGACUAUGAUACUAUGAAUAAAAAAUGUAGUGAUUCUCAUGUAUCUUCUAAUGCUAUCUCUCAUUUCAAUGAAAAGAAUGAAGAUAUGUUAAACUCUAAUGAAAUUGUUAAUACAAAAUGUGAACAAGUAAUAACUAUAAAAAAGCGUAAAUUUGAUGAAUUUAAUAAAAAAUUAGAAAAUAUAAAGGAUGAUGAAGAAAAAACAAAUAAUAUAGAAAAUGAAAAUUUAUUUGAUACGAACAUAGUGAAUGAACUUAAAAUUAAAAACGAUUUAAAGGUUUUAUUUAAUUUAAGUGAAGAUGAAUUAAAUCAUAAUGAAAUACAAAAUAUAUUUAUAUUUUUGCAGAUGACAAUGGAUUACAAUCCUAAUUUAUUACAACAAAAAUGUUCAGAUUGUUUAGUAUGCUUUUUAAAUGAUUUUAAAAAUAAUAUUCAUGAAAACAUGUUAAUAGAAAAAGUUACAUUAACGACUAUACAUAAAGCAAAAGGAUUGGAAUGGAAAAUUGUAUUUAUUAUAAAUGUUAUAGAAGGAGAAAUUCCUCAAAACGUUGAAAAUAAUCAAGAUAUAAUUGAAGAAAGAAAAAUUCUUUAUGUAGGAAUUACACGCGCUAAAUACUUGUUAUAUUUGUUAUGCUAUUUACAGAAUAAUUAUACUUCUGAAAAAAAUACAGUAUCAAGAUUUAUUAAUCAAAUGAAAAUCUAA
Plasmodium gallinaceum is the source of this 3384-nucleotide messenger RNA. Its product is annotated as ATP-dependent DNA helicase UvrD, putative. Gene Ontology annotation, cellular component: nucleus. Lineage: Eukaryota; Apicomplexa; Aconoidasida; Haemosporida; Plasmodiidae. Gene Ontology annotation, biological process: recombinational repair. The record is from RefSeq and is a predicted model, not a curated record. Gene Ontology annotation, molecular function: ATP binding; hydrolase activity; 3'-5' DNA helicase activity. Bases 1 to 3384 code for a protein of 1127 amino acids. The transcript has a single exon.